Messenger RNA from Cynara cardunculus var. scolymus (artichoke), 559 nucleotides. RefSeq names its product cysteine-rich and transmembrane domain-containing protein WIH2-like. Lineage: Eukaryota; Viridiplantae; Streptophyta; Magnoliopsida; Asterales; Asteraceae. The transcript is spliced from 3 exons. The record is from RefSeq and is a predicted model, not a curated record. Bases 81 to 347 code for a protein of 88 amino acids. Gene Ontology annotation, cellular component: plasma membrane.
AUAAAAACCCCCCACUUCCUCCAUAAUCGCCCACUCAAUUUCAACAAAGCAAGCUCCUCCAUAAGAACAUCAUCAUCGUCAUGAGUUAUUACAAUCAAGGCCAGCAGCCCCCAGUUGGUGCUCCUCCUCCACAAGGUUAUCCACCGGAAGGGUAUCCGAAAGAUGCUUAUCCGCCACCUGGGUAUCCACCGCAACAGGGAUACCCUCCGCCGCAAGGGUAUCCUCAACAGGGGUACCCUCCUCAGUACGGUGCUCCCCCUCCUCAACAGCAAAAACAAAGUGCUGGUUUCAUGGAAGGCUGUUUGGCUGCCCUGUGUUGCUGUUGUCUGUUGGAUGCAUGCUUUUGAAGGAAGUGGGGAUGGUUAGAUGGGUGUACAAGUUGAUGAAGGUUUCAUUUUGGGGGUCACAAUUAGAAGGAGACUUUGUGGGCUACAUUUGGAUAUUUAUUUAUAUGUUGCAUAUGAUUUUGUACCUACUGCUUUCUUAUUUGUGAAUCGGGAGUUGUUCGUUUUUGCAUAUCUUUUGAAUUGUUGUUUUUAUGUUAAAUGCAUCGAUUGUA